GCUAGUGAACAAAAACUAAAACAGUUAGUGAAUUAUGACUACUGGCAUAUUCGACAAGAUUCGAAAUUAAAAACUAUCGGCUAUGUUUUAUUUAUGGUUCAUAGGAGUUCCUAUGAAGUUAAUUUUAGUUGGUUACAAUCUGAAUUAAAAGAGAAUGGUCAUAUUUUUUAA
Racocetra persica is the source of this 171-nucleotide messenger RNA. The record is from the annotation of a GenBank genome assembly. Lineage: Eukaryota; Fungi; Glomeromycota; Glomeromycetes; Diversisporales; Gigasporaceae.